Harmonia axyridis is the source of this 712-nucleotide messenger RNA. RefSeq names its product angiotensin-converting enzyme-like. Gene Ontology annotation, cellular component: plasma membrane. Gene Ontology annotation, biological process: proteolysis. Gene Ontology annotation, molecular function: metallopeptidase activity; peptidyl-dipeptidase activity. Lineage: Eukaryota; Metazoa; Arthropoda; Insecta; Coleoptera; Coccinellidae. Bases 16 to 513 code for a protein of 165 amino acids. The transcript is spliced from 3 exons. The record is from RefSeq and is a predicted model, not a curated record.
AUCUCGAUCUCAUGUAUGUAUCUGCAGUGUGAUAAGCGUUCACUUUGUACAGAUCUGUAUUUCGUCAGCACAAUUCUCCAAUUCCAAAUCUACAGAUCGAUGUGUAUCGCAGCUGGACAAUAUGUUCCCGGAGAUCCUUUACACCCAUUACAUAAAUGUGACAUUUACAGGAGUAAAGAAGCUGGAAAAAUACUGAAGCAACUCAUGGAGAAAGGUUCCUCAUUACCUUGGCGAGACAUUCUGUUCCAAGCCACUGGCGAAUCUAGGCUAGACGGAAGUGCUUUGAGGGACUACUUCCUCCCGUUGGAGGAAUGGCUUACGAAUGAAAACUUAAGGACUAGAGAGUACGUAGGGUGGCUUUACGAUGGGGAUUACUGCAAGAGAAGCAUUGAAACCGCCGGCUUGCAAGUUUUUGGAGGUUACUACGAUGGCUCGAACUCGAUAUCUCCCUCCUUCUCCCUUUUAACUGGUGCUAUUAUAAUUUCGAUAAUUUACUGUAAAACGCGUAUUUAAUUGGAAAUCUGAUACAUCGAGAGCUCAACAUGAUACUCCAGGUUGUUAAAAACUUAGGGAAAGAGCGUCAAAACUAUCAUAUUUCGUAGUGCCUGGCUACCAGCUUUGUGAUGAAGAGAUAUUGAACUGUUUGAAAUUGACGAUAUUUUUGUAUCUUUAUUUGUAUAUAAUUUUAACGAUAAUAAAAUUUUAAGAAUUA